Molecule: messenger RNA, 1553 nt
Organism: Salvia miltiorrhiza (redroot sage)
Lineage: Eukaryota; Viridiplantae; Streptophyta; Magnoliopsida; Lamiales; Lamiaceae
Product: putative glucose-6-phosphate 1-epimerase
Exons: 9
Coding region: 149-1150 (333 amino acids)
Biological process (GO): carbohydrate metabolic process
Molecular function (GO): carbohydrate binding; isomerase activity
Source: RefSeq, a predicted model, not a curated record
CACGAGGAGAGAAGAGCAAAGCAUAAAUCUUGUUAUGAUACCUUUUUGUAUUUUGGCUGGUUGUGAGUUGUGAAUAUGUGAUGCAUGAGAGAGAAGAACAAAUCAUAAAUCCUAUUCUGAUCCCUCACUAGGAAUAGGCUAAGCGAAGAUGGUGGCGCUGCCGAUGACAUGGUCUUUCUCCGCCGCCACACCUCGCCGAGUCAGCCGAUUUUCUGGUGUAGCAAUGGCUUCUGCAGGCGCGAAGGUCGAAAAUGUGAAAGUUGAUAAGGGAUUAGGUGAUUUGCCCAAAGUUAUUUUGACUUCUGCCCACGGAAGUGAGGCGGAGCUGUACCUCUAUGGAGGUUGUGUGACAUCAUGGAAAGUAGCAAGUAAGGACCUCCUCUUCGUUCGGCCAGAUGCCGUGUUUACCGGGCAGAAGCCCAUCAGUGGAGGAAUACCACACUGUUUUCCGCAGUUUGGACCUGGCGCAAUUCAGCAGCAUGGAUUUGCAAGAAAUAUGAAUUGGUCCAUUGUUAGUUCUGAAACUGUGGAGGGGAAUCCUUCUAUUACCCUGGAGCUGAAAGAUGGUCCAUACAGCCGUUCUAUGUGGGAUUACAGUUUCCAAGCUCUAUAUAAGGUUACUCUUGACAGUAAUGCUCUCUCAACGGAGUUAAAAGUAAUAAACACUGAUGAAAAGCCCUUUUCAUUUACUACUGCCCUGCAUACAUACUUCAGGGCUUCGGUAACAGGGGCAUCUGUAAAGGGUUUGAAAGGCUGCAAAACAUUGAACAAAGAUCCCGAUCCAAAAAAUCCAGUGGAGGGCAAGGAGGGAAGGGAGCUUGUCACGUUUCCUGGAUUUGUGGAUUGUGUUUAUCUUGAAGCACCUACGGAGCUGCAGCUGGAAAAUGGUUUGGGUGGUGUUAUUACCAUUAAGAAUACGAAUUGGUCGGAUGCUGUUUUGUGGAACCCGCACCUAACUAUGGAGUCGUGUUACAAAGAUUUUGUAUGCGUUGAAAAUGCCAAGGUACGGCAGAACCUCAACUUUUAUCUUCAUCAGUCACUACCGACUUCCCUCAGUCUAUUGUUGACAACACAUUGUCUCUCUAAAUCUUUAUGCAUCUUUGAAGUUUUGAAGCAGAAAAUCCUCUUAUGCAUUCUCAUUGUUGCUUAAUAAUCAGAAUUAGAUUUUCAUACAGAAGAACAAUUAUGUGAUUUUUUGUUCUUCUUCUCUUCAAGUAAAAAAUACAGAUUUCUGAUCACUGCACAUUUGUUUUCUACUUUUCAUGCCUAAGAUUGGAGAGGUUCAGCUAAAGCCUAAUGAAUCUUGGACUGCGUUGCAACAUUUAAGCAUCGUUUGAACUGCUGAUAAAGCAUCCACUAAAGAAGAUGUUUCUCUGUGUUUAAUUUGUAUCAUUUUCAUCAUCAUAAUUUAUCUUCUUUAUACAUUCACAUGUCUCUCCGGGUGUUGAAUCAAACAUUUUUUGGAGCAUCACACCAAAUUAAUAAAUAAAAUGUAUACGUAAGUGAGAGCAUAUGUUGACAAAUUAAUUUUCAUGUUUUGCAAUCUUUUUUCA